Pelagomonas calceolata is the source of this 948-nucleotide messenger RNA. Lineage: Eukaryota; Pelagophyceae; Pelagomonadales; Pelagomonadaceae. The record is from the annotation of a GenBank genome assembly.
AGAGCAAGUGCAAAAACAGCCGCGUCCAGUCGUGGUCAGGAGGUCCCUGGACCUCCACGUGCUCGCUGCAGUUCGCAGCGCUGCGGAAAAAUGCGGCUAGUCGGGAUAGUAGCACUGCUCCACAGCUGUGCAGCGCUGCACGGAGCAAUACCGCGCCGCGCACGCCAUCGAUGCGACGCGAGCGCGACGGAUGACGCGGGCGGCGUCUGGGACGCGCGCUCUUGGCGCCUCACGUUCGACGUGGGUCGCACGGAGGGCGACGAGUCGAUGCCCGAGGACUGGGCGGCGUCGGGCGCGCGCAUGGCCUUUAGCGUCGACGUCGAGGUGAGCUCCGACGACGCGAGUAGUAAGGACAGCGAGGUCGGCCGCGGCGCGUGUGCGCUGCGACCGCUGACCGAGGGCGAGUUCGUCAGCGGCGAAGGCGUCCAGCGCGUGCGCGUCGCCGAGGGCGGCUGGCGCAUCGAUCACAAUGAUAUCUUGCGGUGCUGGCUGGACGUCGAGAGCGCCGCGGCUCGCAACGACGUCACGCUCGCGCCGGGGCGCUGCUACUUCGAGGCGGCGGUCUGGCGCUCGCCUGCGGAUUUGGCCGCGGGCCGCCAGAAGCUCGCGCCGCUCGUGGCGGAUACGCGAAAGGCGCAGGACGAGCUCGAGCGCGCCCUCGACCACAACGAGGGCGACCGGCGCUUGGACGGCAGCGAUCUCAUCGAGACGGCGAAGGCCUACGGCGACGUCGCGGGCCUCGUGGGGAAGCGGGACGGCGCGCUGCGACGGCAGCGCGAGGCCGAGCUGGACUUGCGCCUGCCGGCGACGGACCCGCCGUUCGGGCGGUGGCCGGGCGCCGGCGAGCCCGUGGGCCUCGCGCCGACGCGCCUUUACGGCUUGAAGGAGUCGCUGUUCGGCGACGAGCACCUGGCGCUGGGUACGUGGCGGAUUAAGCCCGUAACUUAG